Messenger RNA from Phasianus colchicus (ring-necked pheasant), 1039 nucleotides. The record is from RefSeq and is a predicted model, not a curated record. NCBI's taxonomy places the organism in Eukaryota, Metazoa, Chordata, Aves, Galliformes, Phasianidae.
AUGCGCGCGUGUCCGUGCGGCCGCGGCUGUGUCCGUGUGUCUCCGGGGGAGGGGGACGGGGGGGGGGGGCGCGGGGACGGAGGGGGAGAGGUUACUGUGGGAGAAUAUAUCUUUCCUACGCAUCCCUCCCACCCUUCCUCCGGUGCAAGCGCCACUAAAUCUCACCCUAACAUCCCUUCGCUUUGGGAGACGUGGCGAGACCGCCAGAGGGAUGCGGGCGGCCCCGUAAGUGCUCUCCCCGUGCGGGAGACGUCCGCGUCCCCCGAGCCGCCCGUGCCUAGAGGGGAGGAGGCGGCUGAGCCGCUGCGGGAGGACCGCAGCACAACGAGCGCCCGCUUCGGGGAUUCACCCGGCACGGCUCCGGUGAAGACCCGCACUCUCCCUUCCCUACCCAACCCGGACGGCAGCUCCGCAGACACGAACCCGGCGGCACCUCACGCAUUAUCUCGGACGGCCCUCCCGGGCAACUCGGCGGGUGGGGGGCCGUUCCCGGCAGCCAGGGGGCCGCGACCUUUUCCCCGCCCCUACCGGCAGGGCGGACGGCGAGGCCCCCGGGACGUGGCCGUGCCUGCCGCGGCCAGGCGCACCCCGGCAUCCAGCGCAGAUACGAGCCCGCCGUCUCCCCCGAUAGAGACUCACCGAGCGCGAAUCCCGCCCCCCUCCUCCCGAAGCACUCGACCGGGCCGUCGGAAGGCUUAGCCCCUAGGGCACGCGUGUCACAGCUCCGCGGGGCCGCGUGUGGCUGCGCUCCCGUUGCGCUCCGCGCCCGGCCGGCCGCACUCUCAGCCCCGCGCCGCGGCCCCGGUGAGAAGUCGCUCCCCCGGAGCUGCGGUGCUAAAAGCGCCGCGAGGAGCGGUUACCUGCCGCUGCGACGGUGGGCCCCGAUGUUCUCCGGUGGCAACUGGAGCUGCGGCGUUCCCAUUCCCCGAGGCGUUAAAGUUACCGCGAAGCAUCGCCGACCUCCAAACGAUGUUUUGAGAACGUAAAUGCUGCAACAAAAUAAAUCGAAACGGCCCGUUACCGGCGAAACCGAGUGUAA